AAAUACGCUGGCGUGGAGACCGGGGUUGGUCCCCGGCGGGGCAGGGGGCGGGCUCAGGCCGGAACUCCAGAGGCGACCUCAGCCAACUGCUCCUGCGCCGGGCGGGGCGGUCGCCGCCAGCGGCUCAGAGCGCCGGAAGGGCCGGGUCUCAGGACUCCUGGAGCUGCAGGCGGCGGGAGGGGCUACAAAUACUUGACUCAGUGAUGCAGAACCUUUCAGAGUUAGCUGGAAGCCACAGCCCUGCCUCUUGAUGCAGCCUGGAUCCAGCCGGUGUGAAGAGGAGACCCCUUCCCUCUUGUGGGGUUUGGAUCCUGUGUUUCUAGCCUUUGCAAAACUCUACAUCAGGGAUAUCCUGGACAUGAAGGAGUCCCGCCAGGUGCCAGGUGUAUUUUUGUACAAUGGACAUCCAAUAAAACAGGUAGAUGUCUUGGGAACUGUCAUUGGAGUGAGAGAAAGAGAUGCUUUCUACAGUUAUGGAGUGGAUGACAGCACUGGAGUUAUAAACUGCAUCUGCUGGAAAAAGUUGAACACUGAGUCUGUAUCAGCUGCUCCAAGUGCAGCAAGAGAGCUCAGCUUAACCUCACAACUUAAGAAGCUGCAAGAGACCAUUGAGCAGAGAACAAAGAUAGAGAUUGGGGACACGAUCCGAGUCAGAGGCAGUAUCCGCACAUACAGAGAAGAGCGAGAGAUUCAUGCCACCGCUUACUAUAAAGUGGACGACCCAGUGUGGAACAUUCAAAUUGCAAGGAUGCUUGAGCUGCCCACUAUCUACAGGAAAGUUUAUGACCAGCCUUUUCGCAGCUCAGCCCUAGAGAAAGAAGAGGCACUAAGCAAUCCAGGCGCCCUGGAUCUCCCCACUCUCACGAGUUUGCUGAGUGAAAAAGCCAAAGAAUUCCUCAUGGAAAACAGAGUGCAGAGCUUUUACCAGCAGGAGCUGGAAAUGGUGGAGUCUUUGCUGUCCCUUGCCAAUCAGCCUGUGAUUCACAGUGCCUGCUCCGACCAAGUGAAUUUUAAGAAGGACACCACUUCCAAGGCAAUUCAUAGUAUAUUUAAGAAUGCUAUACAACUGCUGCAGGAAAAAGGACUUGUUUUCCAGAAAGAUGAUGGUUUCGAUAACCUAUACUAUGUAACCAGAGAAGACAAAGACCUGCACAGAAAGAUCCACCGGAUCAUUCAGCAGGACUGCCAGAAACCAAAUCACAUGGAGAAGGGCUGUCACUUCCUGCACAUCUUGGCCUGCGCUCGCCUGAGCAUCCGCCCGGGCCUGAGUGAGGCUGUGCUGCAGCAAGUUCUGGAGCUCCUGGAGGACCAGAGUGACAUUGUCAGCACAAUGGAGCACUACUACACAGCGUUCUGAGCAGAGACACGCAGACCAGCUGAGGAGGACAAAGAUAAGAGUUCCUCCAUGGGACUGAGCACCAUCCAUCCACCCACAGGAGCAGCUAACCUGAUAACCACCAGCCUCACCCUCCCUGCCUUACUUCCCUGCUCCCCUUUACCACAUGCUGACCUCCCAAAUGCAUUUCUUGCUUUCCAGUCUCUGUCUCAGGAUUGGCUCCUGGAUGAACACAAACUAACACUAUGUUCACAAAUAUAUUUGGGAAAUGCUGGAUGAAUAAUUAUACACAUCAGACAGAUUACUAGAAAUGCUCACCAAAGGGAUGCACAUGUUACCUCUGCAUGGUGAGAUCUCAGGUACUUUUUACCCAACAUGGCUAUCCUUUGGCAUUUUUAUAAUUAGCAAGUGCUCACUCUUCCACUGUCAGUACAUUCUCAUUCUUCUUGGGCGCUGGACAAGAAUUCAACCGGUGUGUUGGUGGUUUGAGGCCGGCCUGGGUGGUCUCAAACUCCUGACUCCUUAUAUAAUUUCUACAAAAAUUAUAAAGCUGUUUCCCACUCCCUACCCCACACUCAUGUAACCUGAAGCAUGAGUAAACCAAGAAUGAGGUAGGCCUCUGUCUUCUACAGCAACAUCAGAACUCUAAGAACAUGAGGGACUCUUAGAAAACUCUCUGGAGCUAACCACAGUUGGGUCACUGCUCAUGUACUGAAGACCAGCCAGAGGGUUCCCCUGAAAAGGAGGGAAACUGAGCAAACAUUCUCCAGUUCUCUUAGUGUGCACGUGUUUCAGGAGGUGUGAACCCCACAUGUAGCUUGUGUAGGCAAGAAGACAAAUAGUGCUACUGUCUGGUCAAGGAUUUGUUUGAAGAGCCAUGAUUAUGCCCAUAUGGUAAGCUACCAGUGCUCCCCAUCCCUGUAAGACACUUCUUUCUCAUUAUUUCCUCCUCUGAUGGUGUGCCAGGAUGCUGGCCGAGAGAAGCCAAGUGGAAAGAAGGCUGUUCAGUGACAAGGAACCUAAGACUUAGUGCCAAGGACUGAAACCAAGUAAACUUGUAAUUUUCCGUGAUGGAAACAUCUACACUUUCUCAUUAGUGGCUUCUACAGCAGUUGCCCCAAAGAAGCGUCUCAUUGUUUUCUUACUACAUUUAUGUGAAGCAUACAGGCAAACUCAGAAAGACUGUGAUAAGGCUCGCCAGAGAUGCUGCACAGGUGCUGGGGGAAAAGCAGGACCAUCCUGAAGGGAGAUGGUGUCUGUGGACAAAGAACUCUGCAGUGGUUCUUAUUUGCAUGAUUUCUGCUGGUGUAAAUGUGAGCUCAAGCUCCCACAUAAGUGAGUUUUCAUUGUAAUCCAGAAUUUUUUUAAAUCACCCCACUUCUAUUGAACUUGCACUAUCGUCUGUUCACCUCUACUGUAUUUAUUAAAUAAAUCUAAAUAGGUAAAUCACAGUACAGCAAAAGGUUCUGUGUUCCCCAGAAUUCUAAUCAAACUCCAAAUUCCUGAAAAGGCUCUAGUCCUUUUCUGUAUGUCAAAUUUAAAUGAUAAGUUUUCAUUUUGUAACAUAAAGAGGGAUUUUGAAGACCACAGCACAGCCCUGGGGUUUUUGCAUAGAGAUAAUAAACAGAUGAUCAGUUUUCAGACUGA
Messenger RNA from Nomascus leucogenys (northern white-cheeked gibbon), 2983 nucleotides. It is a transcript of the gene STN1, whose product is annotated as STN1 subunit of CST complex. The transcript has 11 exons. Gene Ontology annotation, cellular component: chromosome, telomeric region; CST complex; DNA replication factor A complex. The record is from RefSeq and is a predicted model, not a curated record. Lineage: Eukaryota; Metazoa; Chordata; Mammalia; Primates; Hylobatidae. Gene Ontology annotation, molecular function: single-stranded telomeric DNA binding. Bases 251 to 1357 code for a protein of 368 amino acids. Gene Ontology annotation, biological process: double-strand break repair via homologous recombination; DNA replication; telomere capping.